AUGGCGAGCGCAGAGCGGCUGCACGACCUGAACCUCAGCGCCGAGGAGGCGGAGCGGCUCCGGCGCGCCUUCCGCGACGAGCAGUUCCGCGCUCUGUUCGCGGAGUUCGCGGCCGAGCUCACCGACCCCGAGCAGCGGCGGCUGUACGAGGAGGAGGUGGCGGCGCUGGAGCGGGAGCGCGGCGUGGAGGUGCGCUUCGUGCACCCGACACCGGGCUUCGUGCUGCGGACGAGCCAGGAGGGCUCCCGCCGCUGCUACAUCAAUGUCUGCAGCAACCCGCUGAUGGGGGAGCCGCGGGCCCGCGCCGAGCGCGGCGGGCAGCGCUGGGAGCUGCCCUACAGCCUGGCCCCGGGCCGCGAGGAGCUGCGCCCCGCCGGCCGCCGCCGCCUCCUGUACGACGUGGUGUUCCACCCCGCGACGCUGCGCCUGGCCGCCCGCAGCGCCCGCUUCCGCCGCCUGCUCCGCGACACGGCGCUGGAGGCCGUGGAGAGCCAGUGCGGGGUGCGGCUGGACCGCAACAACGCCGCCAUCCUGCGAGGGGUCUCCUACAAGGGCAUCCCGCAGGCGCCCGUCAUCCGCUCCCCGCUGCCCGGCGGCGCCCCGAAGCCGCCCGACGACGGCGAGUCCCCGCUGCCGCCCUUCCCCUUCCCGCCCGCCGCUCCCCCGCCGCCCGCCGCCAGAGCCUCCUCGCCCGCCGCGCCCCCGCCGCCCUCCGGCCCCACCACGCCGCGCUGGAGCAUCCGCCACCGCUCCUACGUGGACCUGCAGGACUACCGGCACUGCCGCGACUCGGCGCCCAGCCCGGUGCCGCGGGAGCUGGUGGUGACGGUGGAGCUGCCGCUGCUGCGCUCUGCAGAGCAGGCGGAGCUGGAGAUCCGCGGGCGGGAGCUGCGCCUGGACUCGCGCUGUCCCGCCUACCGCCUGCGCCUCCGCCUCCCCUACGACGUGGACGAGAGCGGCGGCCGGGCCGCCUUCAACCGGGCCCAGCGGCAGCUGCAGGUCACGCUGCCCGUGGUGCUGCCGCCCGGCCCGCGGGAACCGCCGGGCCCGGCCGGGGAGCGGCUGGAGGAGGCCGAGGCGGGGGCAGGGCCGGCAGAGGCGGGCGGCGGAGCGGCUCCUCCCCCGGAACUCGGGCCUGGCGGCGCGGCCCGGGGCACGUGUGGCGGCGGGGAGCCCGGUGAUCCGCUCACCGAGCCCCCGGCUGACCCUGACCCACGUUGUGAUCCUCCCGCUGGUCCGUCUGCCGAGCCCCUCGCUGAACCGCCCCUAGAACCACUCUGUGAUUCCCUCACAGAACCCUCGGGUGAACCUCCCGUUGAUCCAACCUCUGAACCCUUUGCUGACUCCCCUGCUGAACCCCCCUCUGAACCCUCCACUGAUCCAACCUCUGCACCCCCUGCUGAACCAGCUACUGAUCCAACCUCUGAAUCUGCCAGUGAUCCAACCUCUGAACCUGCUCCUGAUCCAACCUCUGAAUCCGCCACUGAUCCAACCUCUGAACCUGUUACUGAAUCAGCUACUGAUCCAACCUCUGAACCUGCCCCUGAUCCAACCUCUGAAACCUCUGCUGAACCCGCCACUGAUCCAAUCUCUGAACCUCCUGCUGAAUCUGCUCUGGAUCCAACCUCUGAACCCGCCAUUGAUCCAACCUCUGAACCCCCCACUGAACCCGCCAUUGAUCCAGCCUCUGAACCCUUAGCUGACUCCCCUGCUGAACCCCCCGCUGAACCUCCCAUUGAUCCAACCUCUGCACCCCCCGCUGGUCCAAGCACUGACCCCCGCUCUGAUCCCUUCACCGCCGCUGCUCCCCCCUCAGAAUCCCGCACCGCGCCGCCGGCCCUGCCCUGCCCCGGUGCCGCUGUCCCCAUGGCCAUCCCCGCCGCAGCCCUGCAGGCCCCCGAGGGCCCCGCCGUUGACACGGCCACAUGCCCUCCGUUCCGUGCCCGGCAGGACGAGGUGUCGGUCACGCUGCUGCUGCUGGUGCCCGGCAUUGAGCCGCAGAGCCUCCGCGGGCAUGUGGGCGCGCACCACUACAGCCUCCGCUUCCGCACCGAGCGCGCCGCCUUCGCCCUGUUCCUGCGCUUCCCUCGCUCCGCAGCGCUGCUGAGCCCCGAGAGCAGCGUCAGCGUCUCUGCCCACAACGCCGUGGUGGGGCUGGCCAAGGCCCCCGGCAGCACCGGGCUCUGGGACGGCUUCAGCUUCGGCCCCGAGCCCUCCGCCCUGCAGGAGAGAUUGUUUGUCAGUGAGGAGAGCGUUGAUGGAUUUCUAGGCACUGCUUUGUGCCCUUCCCCUUGCUCCCAAUCAGCCCUGGAAAGGCAGCCAUUAAUUGAAGUGCUGGAUGUUACUGAGGACAGAAUUCAAAUCAGGGUGGAGCCACAGGAACGUGAUGGACAAGGAACUCUUGGCAGCUCGGAGGGAGCCCUGGCCGGACAGAGCGAGAGCAAGUGCCCCGAAACAAAGGCAGAGACAAAGUGUCCUGCAGCCGGGGGAGGUGCUGCGGGCCCGGGAACAAUGGGAGCGGCAGCCGGCUGUGCUUCACCCCAUUGUUGGCAGGCUCAGCCUCCUGCCUCCAGCUCGGCCCUUCCCGGCGGGUCUGCGGGAGCCCAGCCCGAUGCAGAAAGUGCUGCUGCAGCAGGAGGAGCAGGGGCAGGAGGGCGGCAGGGGGACGGGGACGGGGCUGGGGGCCCCAUCCUGAGGGAGGUGAACCCCCAGGACGGCAGCGAGCGCGUCCUGCGCGAUCAUCACACGCACUGCCCCCUGCGCUUCCACAGCUCCCUGCUCUAUGAGCUGGACUGAUUUAUUUGUUUUAUCAUUGAAUUCUCUUGUUUGCUGCUUGUUCUGACUCCCACGGGGCUGGGGCUGGGGCAGGGGGCCCCAUCCCGAGGGAGGUGAGCCCUGAGAAGGGCAGCGAGCGCGUCCUGCGCGAUCAGCACACGCUGCCCCCUGCGCUUCCACAGCUCCCUGCUCUGUCAGCUGGACUGAUUUCAUUGUUUUAGAGCUUCCUUCCUUUUUUGGUGCUUGUUCUGACUCCCAUGGGGAUGGGCAGGGAGCAGGAUCCCCCAUCCUGAGAGAGGUGAAGCCCCAGGACGGCAGCGAGCGCAUCCUGCUUGACAAAUCAUUUUUGUCACCGCCUUGUGCACUUCCACAGCUCCCUGCUUUAUCAGCUGGAUUGAUUUCAUUGUUUUAGCAUUUCCUUCUCUUGUUUGAUGCUUGUUCUGACUCCCAUGGGGACGGGGAUUGGGCAGGGUCCCCCAUCCUGCAGGUGAACCCCCAGAAUGGCAGCGAGCGCAUCCUCCAUGAUCACCACACGCUGCUCCCUGCUCUGUCAGCUGGAUUGAUUUCAUUGUUUUAGCAUUUCCUUCUCCUGUUUGAUGCUUGUUCUGACUCCCAUGUACUGGUGGGUGACACGGAGGCCGUGGGUUCCCACUGAAACUGUUGCAACACCAAAACUUCCCAUUGUUAACAGUUUAUCAAUUCCCCAAUUUGUUGCAAUAAUUUUACUUGUAAGAAAAGUUGCAGUUGGAGGUGAGCUCCUGGAAAAAAAAAUGUAUCUUUAUUGUUUACAUAAAUUUUUUAUUCUCUUGGCACGUUUCACGGAUUAUUUGUAUAUAUCCUCAGCCUAAUGGCUCCCUCGGGAAUUGAGCAGUAGUCAUCAUUUUCCAAACCUUUCAUUUUGUGAUAACUGCAGGAUUAGACUCACAGUGAUUCUUAGCAAUCAAAUGAAAUUUCUAAUUACCCGGAGAAGUUCUAAUUAGUCUCCUAGAAAUAAUCAACAUUUAUACCCUGUAUUCCAUCCUAGUGCUGUGCCUCAGAUCUGCAGCACCCAGAUAUCCCCCAGCUGAACAAAUUCCAUUGCACAAGAACAUCCUCUGGGUGCAUGUCUGCUCUGAAGUAUUUACAACUGCUGAAAUGGAUUCUCUUUAGCCAGAUUAGAUUUGUUUUUCUUGGUUUCCCUCGAGUGUCAGCGUUUCUCACCUCCCUAAAGCAGAAUAACCAGGAGAACACAUCUAAUAAUAAACUUCCUGUUCCCCUUUC
Messenger RNA from Zonotrichia leucophrys gambelii, 4035 nucleotides. It is a transcript of the gene DNAAF2, whose product is annotated as dynein axonemal assembly factor 2. The coding region runs from base 1 to 2796 and encodes 931 amino acids. Gene Ontology annotation, biological process: cilium-dependent cell motility; epithelial cilium movement involved in extracellular fluid movement; axonemal dynein complex assembly. The record is from RefSeq and is a predicted model, not a curated record. Gene Ontology annotation, cellular component: cytoplasm. Lineage: Eukaryota; Metazoa; Chordata; Aves; Passeriformes; Passerellidae. The transcript is spliced from 4 exons.